Molecule: messenger RNA, 1129 nt
Organism: Olea europaea var. sylvestris
Lineage: Eukaryota; Viridiplantae; Streptophyta; Magnoliopsida; Lamiales; Oleaceae
Exons: 1
Coding region: 65-1129 (354 amino acids)
Source: RefSeq, a predicted model, not a curated record
CCAAGUUAGUAAACCCAUCUUUCCUCCAACAAACUGGUAUCAGAGCCCCAAGGUUCUUGUGAAAAUGGCAAGUGGGAUGAUUCCUUUUCAAGUCCCCCAACUCAACAAGGAUAACUACGACAAUUGGAGUAUAAGGAUGAAAGCAUUGCUCGGGUUGCAAGAUGUAUGGGAGAUCGUAGAGAAAGGCUACAUGGAGCCAGAAGACGAGGUUGCUCUAUCCCAAGCACAAAGGGAUAGUUUGAAGGAUGCAAGGAAGAAAGACAAGAAGGCGCUCACCCUCAUCUAUCAUGCCUUAGAUGAAGGCAUGUUCGAGAAAGUACCUUGUGCUACUACAAGUAAGGAAGCAUGGGAGAUCUUGCAAAACUCCCACAAAGGAGUUGAGAAGGUGAAAAAGGUUCGACUUCAAACACUUCGAGGUGAGUUUGAAGCUUUACAUAUGAAAGAAUCGGAAUCAAUUUCUGAUUACUUCUCUAGAGUAUUAGCUAUUGUGAAUCAAUUAAAAAGGAAUGGAGAAAAGUUGAACGACGCUCGAGUAAAUGAGAAGAUACUUAGGUCUUUAGAAUCUAAAUUUGACUACAUAGUUGUAGCCAUUGAGGAAUCUAAAGAUCUAGAUAGUAUGAGUGUCGAUCAACUCAUGGGAUCUUUACAAGCCCAUGAGGAAAGACUAAGGAAGAAAGUGAAAGAAGAGCCAUUAGAGCAAGCUUUUCAAACAAAGCUCACUUUGAACGAGGGUGAAGGAAGGUUCAAUAGUAGAAGAAGCCAAAGAGGAAGAGGACGAGGCCAAGAUCGAGGAAGAAUUGCAUUCUACAAGGAGGAAAGAAGACAAAGUUCGUUUUCUACUAGAGGUCGCGGAAGAGGAAAGGUACGAGGAAAAAUGAAGGACCAAGGUAUGACAAAUCUUAAAUUAAAUGUUACAAUUGUCAAAAACUUGGUCAUUAUGCUUCAGAAUGUAGAAAUAUUACUAACCAAGUUGAGGAGAAAGCCAACUACGCUUGUUGGGAAAGUGAAGUGGAUCAUGCGCUACUGUUGGCUUACAAAGGUGAAGAUAGCAAAGAAAGAACACUUGGUAUUUGGAUACAGGAUCAAGCAACCAUAUGUGUGGAAGAAAAAAUAUGUUUGUGGAGUUUGA